AUGCCGAGAUUUCACCAAAGUCGCCCACUUUGGAGGGCUCCAAAAGGUGAGUGACAGAAGAUAAAGUGGGGUUUGAGUCCCUCAAUAUGACCGGUCCUCUUUCUAGCAAUUCAAUAAUUCUCCCCUGCCAGGUGAGUCAUCAACCUUCAGGUUAGUGAAGAGCUUUAAGAUGGGGAAGGCCCAUUACUCCGUGGCAUUUGUGGGAUGCAAAACUUUUUCCACACUGGUCCUGAAAGACCUGCAUUGACUCCCAGUACAUUUCCGAGCACAAUUCAAAGUGUUGGUGCUGACCUUUAAAGCCCUAAACGGCCUCAGUCCAGUAUACCUGAAGAAGCGUCUCCACCCCCAUUGUUCAGCCCGGACACUCAGGUUCAGCUCGGAGGGUCUUCUGGUGGCCUUCUGGCAAGAAGUGAAGUUAGAGGGAACCAGGCAGAGGGCCUUCUCAGUAGUGGUGCCCACCCUGUGGAAAGCCCUCCCAUCAGAUGUCAAGGAAAUAAACAACUAUCUGAUUUUUAUAAGACAUCUGAAGGCAGCCCUGUAUAAGGACUUUUUUAAGGUUUAAGGUUUUAUUAUAUUUUUAUAUAUGAUGGAAGCCACCCGGAGUGGCUGGGGAAACCCAGUCAGAUGGGUGGGAUACAAUUAUUAUUGUUGUUGUUGUUGUUGUUAUUGUUAUUGUUAUUAUUACUAUUCACAAGGCCAACAGCUUGAACUGCAGACAUCAGCAGAUGGCCAUGACUUAUCUCUUUACUGUGUGGGAGGAGGGAACCUUUAUUGCAGUUUUCUGCACAUCAAGAGGGUGUUAAAAGGUGACUAAAAUAUGGCCUGUCCUUUUGCUGGUCAGUCCGCAACUCUAUUGCUAGAUCCCGUGCUUUGCAUGCCCAAGAUUCUUCAGUUUGGGAUACUGUGUAGCCAGUUUGGUGCAGUGGCUGUUGGGCUAGUGUCUGUGAGUCCAGGGUUCAAAUCCCCACUCAGCCAUGGAACUUAUUUGGUGAUCUUGGGCCACUUGGGGUGUUGCAGGGAAGAAAUGAGAAAGGGGAGAACCAUGAUUGCUGCCUUGAGCUCCUUAAGAGGAAAGGCAGAAUAUACCUGAAAAUAAAUUAUAAAAUCCUCACAUUUCCAGUUAAAGGGUUCUUGGACAAGCAAUGCUGGGAGCGGCCUCAGCACAGGAACACCCUGAAGAGCUCUUCCUGCUGCCCAUCAAAUGAGACAAUAUUGGACCACUUUGUGUGUUUGUUGCAGAGGUGGCAUUUAAAUCUGUGACUAUCAGCAGCCAAAUUAUGCCAUCUCUCUGAUCAGUCAACUGUCAAAGCUUCUUCUUGCCCCAUUAAACUUUAGGAAAGUUAGUUUUACAGGACAAGCUGUGCUAGGAAAAUGAACAGGGAACUAACAAAUGUCCCCUUUCUUCUCUCUUAAUUGCCAGCUCCUUUUAGUAGGAUCAUCUUCUUGCUGGUUUUGGGGUCCACUGUUGACAGCCAUCCCCGCUGCUACCAUACCCAAGUGAAUUCUCUGCUGGUGGCCAAUUGCCAAGCUCAAAGACACAAGGAAGUCCCUGAAACGGACAGCUCCCUUCAGGUCCUCUUGCUGAACUUCAACUUCUUAUCCAACAUCUCGGAUUCCUCCUUCUCCCAAAUGCCGUCCCUGAGGAUGCUGUCUCUUGGGAAGCAACUGGGAGGAUCCCUCUAUGUCGGAGAAAGGGCGUUUCAGAAUGUGCCCAGUGUCAGGAUCCUGGAUCUUGGUGGCAACAAGAACUUGACCUUGCACCCAGCUGCUUUCCGCGGCCUCACCCAGCUUGAGGUGUUGCUCUUGGAUUUCAAUGGUUUUGACGAAGAAGUACUGGAAAGAGGUUAUUUCCAGGAUUUGGUAUCGCUGAAGAGGCUGGAUCUUUCCGGAAACCGCAUCCAUAGGCUGAGGCCUGAUCCAACUUUCCAGGGCCUGAGGAAGCUGAGCGUCCUUCAGCUGAAGCUCAACCAAAUUGGGGAGAUCUGUGGGGAAGACCUACAGCACCUCAGGGGGCACCAUUUGGCCUUGCUUGACCUCUCAUCCAACCGACUGCUUAACCCCAAUGCCUGCACCAACCCUUUCUUCAGCAUCGUGCUGGGAACUCUGGACGUCUCUUCGAACUCAUGGAACGCGAUGGAAGCUCAGAAGUUCAUCACACGACUAAAUGGCACUCGAAUCCAUAACCUCAAGAUGCAGCACUCAGCCGCCCUCGGCAGCGGGUUUGGUUUCCGUAACCUCAAGGGCAUCUCGCCUAGUACCUUUCUUGGCCUCCGUGGCAGCGGAGUUUACUCCUUUGACAUGUCCAAUGGCUUCCUCAGGGAAUUGGGCCCAUCUGUCUUCUCAGGACUCCCAGACCUCAACAUCCUGCUGUUGAGAUCCAACCAGAUUACUGAGAUCAAGGAUGGGGCCUUUUCUGGGCUGAGCCAAUUGCGUAUUCUCGACCUGUCCCACAAUCUGCUUGGGGAGCUGUACACAGAAGCCCUUCGACCCCUGAGGUCAUCCCCACUCCAGCACCUCAUCCUGAAGUCAAACCACCUUGGGAUUGUUCAACACAAUGCUCUGGUGGGGCUGAACUCCUUGCAAACCCUUGACCUCCAGGACAAUGCUCUCGUGAGGGUCCCAGCAGGGAAACUCCCAUCCCUUCUGCGCCUGAUGCUGGGGCAAAACAGGAUUGGGGAUGCCUGGGGUCUUGAACGUCUUAGCAGCAACCUGACCCACCUUGACUUCUCCUCCAACCGCCUGAGUGACUUAGGGAGUCUCUGGGGUCAACUAGGGAAAAACCCCACCUUGCGUUUCCUGAAUCUCUCAGGCAAUCAGCUGGCAAAGUGCUUCAGGGCUGAGAGAGGCCCCAGGCAGCUCAGAGAACUAGAUAUUUCCCAUAACGACCUGGGAAACAUCUGGAAAACAGAGAACUGUGUGGACAUCUUCCAGCAUUUGGAGAACCUUAGAGUCCUGAAUCUCAGCUCCAAUGGCCUUCGGGCCCUUCCUGAGGGACUUUUCCAGGGUCUGGUGUCUCUCCAGACUCUGAAUCUCUCUGACAACCUCCUGCCCAUCAUUCCUGAGGAGGCAUUCCUCAGCUUGAAAUCCUUGCGCAGCCUUAGCCUCCAUGGGAACCCCAUAGUGACCCUCUCCCACUCUACAUUUCAGCCACUGGUGCAGCUGCAGUCAUUGGACCUGAGUGAGUUGUCCUUGCUGUGCGACUGUGGGCUUUCUGACUUCCAGAGUCUGAUGCAGGACAAAGACUCAAGGCUGAGUGGAGCUGUGGCCAAUCUCCUGUGCAUUCAGACCAGCCCUGAUUUCCUGCAUCUCUCCUUGUCCUGGUUCCUCCAGAGCAAGUGUGGCCAAUAACAUGUUAUGACCCAAUAUGGGGAUUGGGAUGGAGGAUGCGGGAUGCCAUCAAGCUGCACAGCAGCACCAAAAUCUGUGUUCCCGUUAUAAAAAAAAUGCCUCAUUGUUGUCCUUUUCGCAUGUGUGGGAACAUCCAUUUGGUAGGCCCAUAAUCUCUGUGUAUUCAAGUAGCAAAGGCCAAAUUGCUGACGUUUCGUAACUCACACCCCCAAGCUGGCUUUUUCUUUUUUUGCUUCUGGCAUGUGUAAGCAAAACAAUCCAAACACACACACACAGAGAGGCAAAUGCUGUGUGAUUGCAGACCCUCCAAAUGUCCCGAUUUUCCAGGGACAGUCCUGGAAGUGAGUCUACUCCCUGCUGUCAAAACUGCCCAUUCCAAUUCCCUCUCCCUUUGCUUACUAAGUCCUAAACGACUUGGGUCCAAAGUAUGUGAGAAACAUCCUUUCCUAGAGAUGCUAUCUAUCAGUUCUUGGUAGUUCCUCCACCCUCAGUAGUUUGGGGUGUGGGUGUGUGAUGAUUAAAAUGCAUUUUGUAUCUUUAAACAUGGUUUUAGUAAGUUGAUAACCCUAAGAAGCAGAAGUUUUAGAACCAACUUGUGGAUUUGGCAACCUAGCAAGUUAAGUAACCUACUAUUUAUUUAUUUAUUUUAUUUACCUAUUAAAUUUAUAUACCGCCCUUCCUCUGAGGAUCACAGGGUGGCUUAAGUAUAAAAACACAAAAAUACAUAACAUAGUUUGAACAAGGUUUUUUUUAAAAGACGUGUAUACAUUUAAUGAAAUAAAUAACGUUUGUUAGAGAUACUUAUGCUGAUGAUGUAUUCAUACAUAAAUGCUUUUAAAACAUCUCUCCUUUCAUUAUCAGUAAAACUGUGUCCUUAAUCCAGUUACAUUGAUCAUUAGCUUUGCCGAGUAAUUCAGCCUUGAAACCAAUCCAAGGUGACCUGGCAACCUGAACAGAACAGUUAACACGUGUAUGUAUGUGUGUGUUUGCGAGUGAUCGGGUUUUGCUUACAGACAACUAAGAAGCAAAGAAGCAGGGUUGGCCCUAACUUUGAACCUACACAAAUGGAAGUUCCAGAGCAUGUGAUAAGGACAAAUAUUGAGACAAUCAUGGAUAAUUUGGGCAAAGGGAAAAGGCCUGCUUCCGCAGCUCAGCACCGUUUUCUACAUCCUGUGGGGUGGAAUUUCCUUUGCCAUGUGUCUAUGAAGGCAGUUCUGUUUCAGUGCCAACACCAGGAAGGCAAUUUGGGGCAGAGAAGACCGAGUGGGAGAAGCCAACUGGGGAAAAUAUUACAAUGUGAAGAAAGGAUUAUAAUUCAGAAAAGACUUAAACAGCAGAAUUCUGAAGAGUCAACACAUAUCUGCAGGCCUCACUUUCCCCCUAUUUUUGGUUGUUACAGAACCCUUACUCGGAUUCCUUGGUGUGUGUACUCCUGAGUGUAUGAAUUUAGGGUUUGUAUUAGGUAGGGUAAUAGCUUCAUUCCAGAUUCUCUCUCCCUUUUUCCCAGAGUCAAUCUCCACAAGGGAGAAAACACCUCACUUUUUAAAUAUUUUGCUAGGUAAUAAAGUCUUGAACUUUCAUUUUUGGUCUGGAUUUUUUCCCCAUACAUUCCCUUGCAAAGGAAACCCCCCCAGAUUGAGGUUUAGUUGUUCAUCUUUGUCUCUUUGCAUUCCCUUUGCAAAGCAAAGGUACUUGUGUGUCUCAGGCCUGAUCAAUUUGACACACACAGCACCCUCUCACAAACUCGCUGUCCUGAGAAUAAUGGACACAUGGUCUAUGUGGGUCUUCCAUAAAGAUCUCCUAAUAUUUCUCCCUGCAGCUACUUUGAAUGGAGAUUGCCUUGCGAUGGCACACUGCUUUGGGCUUGAUCGCGGAAGCUUGGUACUCACGGAUAUGGUCUAUAUCCCUAUCCGAAAAACCGACUUGCCAAAUCUGAGCAGCCAAAGGGAAAACAAACCCACACCUUUUCUAUAACACAUGGCAGUCACACACCAUUUGAAUGGCAAUGCGCAUCAAAUGGGGGAGGGGCGGCCCCCUCAAUUAUUAUUAUUUUUGGGGAGGGGAGGUCGAAGGGACCUCGGUUACAAGGAGUUGGUGCCUAUGAGGCCAGCGAAGGAGAUAAUACCAUGGUUAUGCUGCAGCGCCCCCAGGUGGACAAACAGCCACAGCCACCAUCACAUCAUUGUGGAUGAGCUGGUUUUGCAGAAAGCAGGUGUUGUUGAGAUGCCAGACUCCAAGCAGCGCCUUAAUUAAAAGGCCACUUACAACAGAAGAGCCGAGUCAUGCACACUGCCUCGCGUAAAAAAGGUGGGAUAUAAAUAAAUAAAAUUCCUGUGGCUUAACGGAGACUUGAAGGCAGUAUAUUUUUUUCAUUUCAGAAACAACAGGCGAGAUUUAAAAGCCAUCUCGACGCGUCCUGGUGUUUAUUUCCGUUUUGGUCCGUCCCCACCCCCCACCCCCAGUUGUUCAUUUCUCCACUGAACUCCAAUGCAUUAGAGCAGGAGGCGUUUUGCACUCUGCGUAUGCCCAGGCACUCUCUUUUCCUUCUCAUUAGCGCAUUCUUCCACCACCAAGGGAACCCAGGACGGCGAAAGCGAAGGAUUGGGACACCACCGUCCCGCCCCCCUCUUCUGUCCUCUCCCUUUUCACCACCACGAUUUCAUUCCUUUCCUGCGGGCGCCUGGAUGCACGAACAGGGCUGGACGGGACGGGAUGAGCAGUGAGGCGGGCCCGCCUCCUCUCGCCUGAUAGGCUCCGCGCCCUCCUCCCUCGGGCGCGAUUGGCUGCUCCGGGAUAGGGACAGGAUGGGCAGAGGGUGGCGCCGCUGAUGCCGGGCUGAUGCGGGCGGGCAGGUGGCCGGGACAGGUGAGCGCCUCCCGCAUCCAGGCGCCUCCAGGUAAGCCUUCCUCCGGUGUGUCCCCUCUCCCAUGCCAGAGGAUGCCGCCGCUGUUGCUGGCGGGAUCUGGAGGGCCGGUGGGUGGGGCAGACAUGCGCGGGUCCCUCUCGGGAUGCACCCAAGCCAGGCAGGGGACUGUGGUCCCCGCGGGGGAGGGUGGAUUUAGGGACCUUCCCGAAAGGGCCAGCCCAACCUGAGAUUGGCAUCCUCGCCAGCAACGCUUCCGCCGGGCUGGGAAAGGGCCCCGUCUGGAACUGCAGCGCCGUCGGUGGAUGCGGAGCUUAGGCGCAGCAAGGACCGGCGGAGAAUGAGGCAGCUGCCUUUUCUACAGAAAAGACGAAUUUUCUACAGAAACAUGAGGACUGGGACAUUGCUCCUUUCUUUUAGCGGAAAGGUGGCGGUAGCUCAAAUGGGAGGGCGCAUGUUUUGCACGGAAAAGGUCCCCGCACCCACCCCAGCCAGGUUCAAUCUCUCUCUCUCUGUCUCUUUCACACACAUUUGAGGGUGGCUUCUGGGCAGGCAAGAUGGGGACUGAUCCAGUAUGGCAGCUUCCUAUGAGGGUUGGAUCCUGCAUCCAGACCUGCAAGGCAUCUGACAUCUCUCUCUUUUGAAAUGUAUUGCGGUCAGCAGCAGAACUGUCCUCCUCAGAAGCGCCACAAAUUUUGACUGCCAAAGUACAGUGGUACCUCGGGUUAAGUACUUAAUUCGUUCCGGAGGUCCGUUCUUAACCUGAAACUGUUCUUAACCUGAAGCACCACUUUAGCUAAUGGGGCCUCCCGCUGCUGCCGCGCCGCCGGAGCAAAAUUUCUGUUCUCAUCCUGAAGCAAAGUUCUUAACCCGAGGUACUAUUUCUGGGUUAGCGGCGUCUGUAACCUGAAGUGUAUGUAACCUGAAGUGUAUGUAACCUGAGGUACCACUGUACCUUGAAUUACCUCAUAAUGUUGUUGGCCUCAGUCUGUUUCAGGAAACAAUGGGCGUGUGUGCCUUUUUUGGGGGUGGGUGAAGUCAAGCUGUUGGAAGAUUAUGGUGCCUGCUGUGGCUCUAUUUGGGGGUGCAGACACUUUGGGGGUGAUGCAAAUGGCACAGAUUUCAAGCAUGCACCUUGUCAGGUUGUUUAAUAGUUCUUGAAGAUACACACAAAGGCCAUGUUUUUCAAAAUACAUACAAAAGCCAUGUAUUUCAAAGGUUGGCAGUUCUCUCGCUUAUGAGGACAAAUCUGCCACAGGCUGUUGGAUCCGGAAGAUUCUUUGUUGGAGGGUUGCUUUCUCUGCUGGAGACAGGGAACUGGACUGAGAAUUUGAGACAGAGACUACAAAGCAGUUAGCAUGUUCUUAAUGCUAAAUUACGAAACUGACAGGACUCUAAAGGAGAGGAGGAGAAAGGCCGAUUCCUUCUGGAAGCAGUAAAUCAACAAUUUCACAGGGAUGAGGCUUCAGUUGAGAACCAGUGUGUUGUAAGGCAUUUAAAGACAUGCCAACUAAGCUUGGAAAUUGUAAUUUGUUAAGGGUGCUGGGAAUUGUAGCUCUGUGAGGGGCAAACUGCAGUUUCCGGGAUCCUUGGGCAGGGAUGCUUUAAAUGUGUGGUGUGUUGGCAAACCUAGACCAUGAAGGCCUAAAUUCAAAUCCCUAAUUGGCCAUGAAACUCUUUGGAUGACCUUGGGCUAGUCACACACACAAAAAUACCACAGUGGACUCCUAGGAGGAAAGGUGAGGAAUAGGAUGGGUGUGUGCUGGGGCUCACGUUUCCCUUGUUCUAACAAUGUCCAGAUGUGUCUGGAGGGCUUAGUGGUGAGAGAGCAAGCACUCCCAAUAUGCUCAGAGGCACUUGAUCGUAACUUUGAGAGGUGUGCUUUGGUGCCAGAAAUGGGUGGUGAAGCUCAACCUUGGCAAGCGCCAACUCCAAUUUUGUGCAGCCGGAGACUUAAGUGAGGAGCUUGACACACUCUUGGGCUCAUGACCCCAAGAGGUGGGGUAGGGGGUACACUUUGCACCUGCUGUUUGAAAUAAUUGCACCCAAAUAUUUAUCCUGAGUUGCAGGUUUUCUGGGAAAGGGAAGGUGGACUUGCCAAGCACUAGUUUAGAAUACGAAACAUCCUUCCCGGUUAUGAUGGUUGCCUGGGAAAGAGUCUGGAGAGAUGCUGCCAGCCAGUGGAGGCAAUACUGAACUCAAUGGGACAACGGCCUGACUCUGCCAAAGGCAGCAUCCUGUAUUCCUAUGAGAGGUGCUCACGAACCAGUAGCACUUUGUAUCAACUGGAGGUCUGUUCCAAAGGGUUCAAAAUGCUGCACAUACCUUACAACAGCCCUGUGAGGUAGACUAGUGGCAGAUGUCUAAUGGGACAGACAUGACAGUCUGACAAGCAUGCCCUUCCGCUGGAAUCCCAGCCUCCAGCUGGCCAGCUUUUGUUGGCUGUGCCCUCCUGGUGAUUAAUGUCUAAAAAAAGAAGGGGACCUGGGUGGAAUUACUCCAUGGCCAGGCAGCCUUGCAUGUAAGGCACAGUCAGUUAGAAAGAAUGUGGCUUCUGUUAACAGGUGAUCCAAAUCAGCUCGACCAUCGAAACACACAUGGGGGGAUAUUCAGAGGCUUGUCUCAAGGGACUCUGUUUGGUCUUCAUGGAUUCUUUCUCUAGGUCUGUGUGUGGUUGCUGAAGACCGGGGAAACUUGCAAGAGGAGGUUUCUGGCCCAGGACCUGCUCAAGAGGACAAUGGAUCGACUGAAGGUCCCCCGCACCAGAGAGCUGGAAUUUGGCGGCGUCCUAGGUGAGGGGGAAAGGCUGAGCUCGGGGUGUGUGUUUGCAGGCAGAAGAAUACUGUUAUAGAUUAGGUGCAGGGGCUAAACCUUAGAAAUUAGUAAAUGGUAGGAUUUUUAUUAUUUGGGGAUGAGAUACAGGCUGCGGAGGAAUUCCUGAGCUAUCCUAUGCCAAAUGACCUGGCCAAGCUUUGGGCCGUUAAGAAACAAUACAGGGUCAUUGAGGGCCAUUGUCAAUGCAAGAGAACUGUUUUUCUCUCCGCCCCCCCCCUUGCCCUGAGGUGUGAACAGAGACUGGGAGUUCGGAAGGUUGCAAGGAUAACUUGGUGUUGUAUGACAAGAAAAGAUAAUUUUUAGCAAGGUGUGCUGGGAAGAAGAAGGGGGAGAGAAGAAAGACUGGGAUCCAUCUUGGGCAGGCUGGCUGAAGGCUGGCUGGGAGAGAUGUCUUGGACUCCAGGGCUGCCCUGCUGUGGGGGACAAACCCCUCUUGAGAUGACCAUGCUUUAAGAUCUGGACUCCCUCCAUGCUGACUGAAGGUGUAAAUAGAUGAAUAAACCAUAUUUCUUAAAGCUACAACAGUCUCCAAAGGGAGCCUGGGUGAGUGCCUGGAAUCCCAUGGACUCUGGCUACCGCUCGGCAGAGAGAGGGGGAGGCACUCAACUUUUGUAACAAUACCUUUCUCUCAUCCCUCCCCAGGAAUCCUCUAUUAGGGAGGCUUGGGAAUGGUGUGAGCAGGGGAUGCAGGACUCCUGGGUUCUGUCUCUUCCCCUUUCUGACCGCUCCAUCUUUUUUCAUCGCAGGGGCUGCCCUCCUUAUCGUCCUGAUGCCCACCACUGUCUUCUACCUCCUGUUGACUUGCAGAACGGAGCAGGCCAGCCUGUUGAACAUCCCCUAUCCUUUGCCCACCCUCCGCUCCCUGUGGGACCCCCGGGACUUUGCCCUAGUCUUGGUCUGGGUUGGAUUGCAAGCUUUCUUAUAUAUGCUCCCGAUGGGGAAGGUAAGGAGACCUCCACACUCUCAAGGGAUUUUCCCUGGCUUCUGCCACGGACUCCUUCUUGCCUGCGCUGCAGUAAGGUUCUGCAGCCUGGCCUCAGUUUUCCUCAUCUGAGCAAUGGGGAGAAAGGCUAGCUGAUCCUACUAGUAAAAUGGCAGAAAUGGGGAAGUGACAUCACAAAACAGCGGCUGCCCUUGGCGACAGAGGGACCCUUGAGUCGUGGGGAAAGGCCAAAGCAGCCCUCUGUCUUUUUAUUUUCCCAAAGCACAUUUUGAGCAUUCCUCUCCCACCAGAGAGGCUUCCUCCUGGCUCCAUAUAAAGCAGAGUUUCCCAAAUGUGGGUCUCCAGCUGUUGUCGGACUACAACUCCCAUCAUCCCUAGCUGGCAGGACCAGUGGCCAGGGAUGCUGGGAAUUGUAGUCUGAACCGUUGGGAAACUGUGUACGUGCAGCUACUCACACAGAGUCAGUUAAGGUUUGGUAGACAGCCAGAAGGCAAUCUGAAGGAGUAAGUCUGCCUGGUGAUAACAGAAACAUGGGGAGAGCUCCCUGAUUGGUCAAGCUCUUUGUAGGGAGUGAUAAUUAAUGGUUUACUAACUGGAAUGUGUUAGUUCAGUAUUCAGAGCUCAGUGUUCAGAGCUCUGUGUGUCAGUGUAGGAGUUGUGAGUCGUGUAAGAGAGAGCUAGCAAAAGAUCUGUGUUCUGAUCCUGUAAAUAGUCCACUGCAUAUAAUAAACACCUAACUACAAGUUCCUGGUUCCUGCUUCGUCUAUCCUGUUUGCAGCCAAGUUGCCAAUUGCUUCCGUGGAUUCUGUGUGUACUCUGCUAGGUCUGGCUAAGGUCCUGCAACUAGUCAGAAAGAUAGGUAAAGGACCCCUGACCAUUGGUCCAGUCGUGGCCGACUCUGGGGUUGCGGCGCUCAUCUCGCUUUAUUGGCCGAGGGAGCCGGCGUACAGCUUCCGGGUCAUGUGGCCAGCAGGACUAAGCCGCUUCUGGCGAACCAGAGCAGCGCACGGAAACGCCGUUUACCUUCCUGCCGGAGCGGUACCUAUUUAUCUACUUGCACUUGGACGUGCUUUCGAACUGCUAGGUUGGCAGGAGCAGGGACCGGCAACGAACUGCCAACCUUCUGAUCGGCAAGUCCUAGGCUCUGUGGUUUAACCCACAGCGCCACCCGCGUCCCAAGUCAGAAAGUUGCGAAAUACCAAAUAGGUUUUGCCAAUAUUAACAACAGCUGGAGACCCAAGUUUGGGAAACCCUGAUAUAAAGAAAGCACCCCGCUUCCAGGCAGCCCUGGCAACAUAGACUCCACCACAGCUUUCUGCGUCUGUGUGUGUUUUCAACAGCUCACAGAAGGGACCCCCCUGCGAGACAAGACCCGGCUCCAGUACCGGAUUAAUGGUAAGUGCCCCCCACCCUUAGGAAAGGUCCCCCAGAGGUGAGAGAGCCGCCAGGGGUGCUGCUGGUGGCUCUCAGCAAUGGGGAUGGGUGUGGUGCUAAGUGGCUUUUCAGCGUAUCCCAGUGUUUCAAGACUGAGAACAUUUUAUUAAACGCCACCUUGUGAUUCUCCCCAAGCUUAGCCAUAUCGGUAUCGGCUUAGGAAGGCCGGGGGGGGGGGGAGGCAGGAGGGAUGAUAAAUUGAUGUCUGGUCAUUGUUUGUUUGCCCCACCCUCUUUCUCCCCCUGCCCCACAUUUCUCAGGGUGCCAUGCCAUGGUGGUCACAGCGCUGGUGGUUGGAGCCGGCCUGGCGGCUGGACUGCGCCUCAGCUACAUCCACGACCAUUUCCUGCAGUUGGCCUUCUCUGCCUCCCUCGUGGCCUUUGGACUCAGCGCCCUCCUGUACCUCAAGGCCUUGCUUGCCCCAGAGGCAGCCCUGGCCCCAGGCGGGAACUCAGGUGAGGUGCGAACCCUGACACCGGGCUCCUUCUGGCCUCCUUUGCCAACUCCACCUCGGCAGGGACUAGCAACUUGAUGGGCAUGGCCAAAACCCAUCAAAUGUCCCAUGUCUGGUGCAAGCUGGUGGUGGGGUGGCAGGACGGAAAAGGAAGGGGAGAAUGACUGAAGCCGUUAUCUCCUCACGUGAAUUGGCUCGCAAAAUCGGAUAAGGACCGUCUCCCGGGGAUGAUACGUCAUUUAGCAAAAAUAACAGAGAGGCCUGCAGUCCUUUUAAGGCUCAUUCAUUUCUAGAGGCAGGAGUUUUUGCGGAAAAACGUCCACCACAUAUGUAGUAUUAUUCUUGCUGGUAUUAUUAUUAUACGGCAACGGUAUAAAAAUCGCUACGUGUAAAAAAUGAUAAAAUACCCAGGGGACGCAAAUUGUUAUUCCCAGUUGGCAAUUACCUCUUUGUACAUGUAAUUUGCAUCGUUAUGAACACACGGGAAAAUGCAAAUAGGCCGGAAAGGUCUUUGGGAAUGCAAAGGGCUAAGAUCACCCAGGGAGCUUCAUGGCUGAGUGGGGAUUUGAACCCUGGUCUCUCAGGUCCUAGUCUGGCUCUUUUACAUUGAGACGUGGUGACUAUAAGAUCAGCUGCAGAGCAUUCUGGGAGGCUGUGUGUUCUUCCUCUGGUUUCUGAGCAUAUACAGUGGUACCUCAGGUCACAGACUCCGCUAACCCAAAAAUAGUACCUCAGGUUAAGAACUUUGCUUCAGGAUCAGAACAGAAAUCACACGGCGGCAGCAGGAGGCCCCAUUAGCUAAGUGGUACCUCAGGUUAAGAACAGUUUCAGGUUAAGAAUGGACCUCCAGAACGAAUUAAGUUCUUAACCCGAGGUACCACUGUAUGCUGAAAAUUUGGGCACAACGUUCUGCCAACACUUCCCUGCUUCACGGGGGUGCAGCUGCCUAGAGGGGUGUGUCAGAACCACCUCCUCAAAGUGUUUUUGACGGCAAUUUCUCCUGCUUGCCUCUUUCCCCAUCCCACAGGAAACCCCAUUUACGACUUCUUCAUGGGCCACGAAUUGAACCCACGGAUCUAUACCUUUGACCUGAAGUUCUUCUGUGAGCUGCGCCCGGGUCUCCUUGGAUGGGUAGGCAUCCCUGGGCUGGUAGCAGAAGGCAGGGUUGGGGAGCAACCCCUUUGUGUUGGUGUGGCAGCGCCAAGGAGCGCCCCUCCCCCCAUACUGGAGGGUCCGGAUCGCUGGGGAUCAGGCAGCCGACACAACUGGGAUCCAGUAUGGUGUUGCGGUUGGAGUGCUGGGUGCGGACUGCGGAGACGCGGGUUCAAAUCCGCCUGUAGAGCAGGUGUGGGGAACCUUUGACCCUCCAGAUGCUGCUGAACUACAACUCCCAUCAGCCCCAGCAAUGGCCAAUGAUGACAGGAGUUGUAGUUCAGCAAUAUCUAGAGGGCCGAAGGUUGCCCAUCCCUGCCAUAGAGCUGGCAGCAACCUUCCUUAACCGGGUGGCCUUCAGAUUGUUUUCACGUCUUUUGGGGCCAUGCUCUCGCAGGAGCUAAAAUGGGACAUCCCAGGAGCCAAUCAGAAGCCAGAAUUACAGAAUUCUGGGGUGUCCUGCUUAAAACAGGACAGUUGAGGGGUACCGUAUUCCACAAGCUGUAGCUAAUGGUGAUGAGGAUAAUACUGCUUUUCCCCCUCUGCCACCCGCUGCUUCCCUGCUCUCUCGUAGGCCCUGAUUAACAUGGCCAUGUUGGUGAAGGAGACGGAGCUGAGAGGAAGCCCUUCCUUGGCAAUGAUCCUCGUUAAUGGCUUCCAGCUUCUCUACGUGGUGGAUGCCUUAUGGCACGAGGCAAGUCUGGCAGAGGGUGGGAUCUGAACUGGCUGGCCUGCUGGCCUGAGUUUUGCAAGGAGCCUUAAUUCUUCAGUUUCUGCCACGGAGAUGCAUCACAGGAACUGCCAGGCUGAGUUUACAAAUGACACCCAUGUAUGUGUUUUUUUGGUGAUUUCCUGCACUUCCUUCCAUAAGGACUAGAAACUUGCUUUUGUCUUUUAAAAAAGGAACAGAAGCAAAAGCAGUGGUUUCCAAACUGCUCCUCUUCCCUAGUGCUGAUUUCCGUCAAGCCUCCCAGGGGCUCAAUAAACCUUCUUUUGCCUGUUUGGCUGUAAACAAAGAACACAAAAAGAGAAACUGACACAACGUGUGCGUGUCGGGCUGUUUUCAUCCUAGUGGACCUCAAUUCUGCUCAUGUUUCUCCUUCUGAAUUUGGGGUGUGCCCCUGGGGGAGAGGAAGGCUUACUUUUCCUCCCUAGUACCUGCUUCCUCAAAUCACCUGAACCUGUUUGACUGUAGCCACUUCUCUGAAAUGCACCCGCUCCCCAGUGUGUGGCUCACAGUGGGUUUGUUUAGUGGGGACUGAGAGCUGGUGGAUUUUCCUGGGCCAGAUUUAAAAAGGCAAAUUUUCUUCCUUCCCAAAGGAGGCUGUUCUCACCACGAUGGACAUCGUCCAUGACGGUUUCGGCUUCAUGUUGGCUUUCGGGGACUUGACGUGGGUGCCCUUUUUGUACACCCUCCAGUCAUAUUUCCUCGUCACCCACCCGCAGAAGCUGAGCCUGCCCAUGGCUGGGGGCAUCACCCUGUUAAAUGGUGAGUUGGGCGGCAAACAGGGCCUCUGAGCAUGCACAGAAUAUAUUUUCUUCCCCUCCAAGCUUCAGCAACUUUAUUUUCUUUUCGUGUCAGGGGUCUAAUAACGUAACCAACUUGCUCUUAACUAAGCUUCCAGAAUGGUAAGGGAUAUAAAGCCUUAAUUGAUAGUAAACAGUGGGGACUUUGUACAUUUAAAAACAAACAGGCAAUAUUCAAAAUUUCCACUGUGUCAAAGAUAGGCAGCCCCUCUUUGCAGAGUGCCCCUACCCAGUGCCUAAGCUGAGGUGUGGAUGAUGCCUGCUACCCAGAAACAAUUAUUUCCUGAGUUUGGGAGGGCCAAGGGAGAGGCUGUGCAUAGAGUGCUAAGAGAAAGAAAAGCAAAAUUAAUGUGGCUUGAAACAUAUCUAUGGAAAUGUGCAUGUGUUAAUUAUUUUUCUUCAUAGCCCUGUCCCUUCAGUCACCCCAGAGCUCAAACUCUCUGUCUGUCCACCCACUCUUUCUCUCUCGCGUGCUCUGCCCAUUCAUGCCAUCUCACUCUUCCCCCACCCCCUUCUCAACCCUGCAGGCCUGGGCUACUCCAUUUUCCGUGGCGCCAACUCCCAGAAGAAUGCCUUUCGCCGGAAUCCUGCCGACCCCAAAGUUGCUGGUUUGUCCUCUUUUGUGGCUUGUGGCCUGUUUGGACCCUGCUGGGAGACACACAAGCUGUGCCCUGCGCCUUCACAACCUUUGGCCUCUAAUGUUCCUUUUCUUAAAAUGUAUAGCCGCGGCUCACGCGGGCAAGUGCCUCAGAGAAGCGCCUGCAUUUAAAAUCCAAACGCCAUCGCUUCUGAAGAGGAGUGGGUGCAUGGGCGUCGUCUUUGGGCAUCCCUGUUUUCCUCCCUGUUGUGAAAACAGAGCGUGGCUGGCCUGCUUUUGCAGGACCUGCAUGCCUUGUGAACCUCUUGUGAACCCCUUUGUUCUCACAAGAGAAAUGUUGUUUCCUUUCAGGGCUGCGAACCAUCCCCACGGCCACAGGACGGCGCCUGCUGGUGUCCGGCUGGUGGGGGUUUGUGCGGCACCCCAACUACUUAGGAGACCUCAUCAUGGCUUUUGCGUGGUCCUUGCCCUGCGGUAAGCGGGAGCCUCUCUCCCCCUCCGUCAGUAUCCAGACCACACUCUGUAGGAAGAGAAUCUCAGUGCCCGGCCCACUCACCAGGGUCACACAACACCAUUACAAGCAAUUACAUGACCUUGCACAUAGUGUGUGCCAAGUUGCCAAAGACACAGAAAGGAGGACGGGGAGACAGCAUCCCCUCAGAUAGACAGAGCUGCUGUGCUUGUUUAAAGAAAGAGAGAACCUAUAUAUGUCGACGCAAAUUCUGAGGGUGCAGAGUUAAGCAGUGCCCGUUUUCCAAUGUCCAUGACUCUCAUGGCCUUUUGAGUAACCACUGGGAGGCUCUCAAAAUCCUCACUUUGGAGAGAAACAAGCAAAACACGAAGAAAAUUAAAUAUACCCUUUAUAAUUUCAUGUUAUGCCCUGCUAAAUCCCAGAAAGAGCUUUCCCAUCAUCUUCCAGCCUUUCAAGGCUUAACCCAGGGAGUGGGAGCCUGCAGUUGGGCUCCCACAUCCUCAUUCCUGACCAUUGGCCAUGCUGGCUGCUGCCGGGGCAGAUGGGAGUUGUAGUCCAGCGGUGCCCAGUGGGGACCCCUGCACUGGCCCCCAUUCCUCGCAGUAACCCACCAGGCAAAGAAUGGCAUUUCAUUUGAAACACUAUAUGUAUGUUACACAGGAGUUAAAGAUAAAGCAUUAAGAUCCAGCAAUUAAGAUUACAGCAAUACCUCUGUUAGGUAAAGGUAAAGGGACCCCUGACCAUUAGGUCGAGUUGUGACCGACUCUGGGGUUGCGGCGCUGGCGUACAGCUUCUGGGUCAUGUGGCCAGCAUGACUAAGCCGCUUCUGGCGAACCAGAGCAACGCAUGGAAACGCCGUUUACCUUCCCGCCGGAGCGGUACCUAUUGAUCUACUUGUACUUUGACGUGCUUUCGAACUGCUAGGUUGGCAGGAGCAGGGACUGAGCAACGGGAGCUCAUCCCGUUGCAGGGAUUCGAACAGCCGACCUUCCUAGGCUCUGUGGUUUAACCCGCAGCGCCACCUCCGUUAGGCCAGCCUAAAUGUUACAAAAUAGUUUGGAAGCUUUCAGGGUUUCCCCGCCCAAACUGAUCAGGCUGGAUCUUAGAAGCUGGGUUUGGGGCGAGGGGGAAAGAGAGAGAAAAGGCUGCUGGUGCCGAGAGACCCCUUUUUUCUCUUCCCCACCCCUAAAUGGGUUUCUCUGUGCCUCCUUGCACUGAAAUCUGAAGUGGUUCCUCUGUGUCCCAAUAGCCCACCCUCCCCAAUGGCUUCCCCAUUCUGUUUCCUCUCCUCAGGCCUGACCCACAUCCUGCCUUACUUCUAUGUCCUCUACUUCACCAUGCUUCUGAUUCACCGGGAAGCCCGGGACGAGCACCAGUGCCUGAGGAAGUAUGGCCUCGCUUGGCAGGAGUAUUGCCGCCGCGUCCCUUACCGGAUCUUCCCCUACCUCUACUGA
Podarcis lilfordi (Lilford's wall lizard) is the source of this 17080-nucleotide messenger RNA. The record is from the annotation of a GenBank genome assembly. Lineage: Eukaryota; Metazoa; Chordata; Lepidosauria; Squamata; Lacertidae.